UAGUGUCAGCUGCUGGGUGAUGCGGAGUGUGCCAAGCUGGGAAACAAGUGGAGAGGCCUGACAGGAGGAGAGCCAUCCCUACCUGUCAUACACCUGGCUCACUCACUCCUGUCUGCCCGGGAGAGACAACACAAGCCAAAAUGGAGUCGAUGCUAAACAAACUGAAAAGCACUGUCACAAAGGUGACUGCUGAUGUUACCAGUGCUGUGAUGGGAAACCCUGUGACAAGGGAAUUUGAUGUAGGCAAGCAUAUUGCAAGUGGCGGGAAUGGACUUGCUUGGAAAAUCUUUAAUGGCACCAAGAAAUCUACAAAACAGGAAGUUGCAGUGUUUGUUUUUGACAAAAAAAUAAUCGAUAAGUAUCAAAAAUAUGAAAAGGAUCAGAUUAUAGACUCGCUUAAAAGGGGCGUUCAACAGUUAACCCGACUUCGGCACCCUCGGUUACUAACUGUGCAGCAUCCACUUGAAGAGUCCAGGGAUUGCCUUGCAUUUUGUACCGAACCAGUCUUUGCAAGCCUAGCCAAUGUGCUUGGGAGUUGGGAUAAUCUUCCAUCUCCACUUCCUCCGGAAAUCAGAGAACAUAAACUUUUUGACGCUGAAGCGAAAUAUGGAUUGCUCCAGGUAUCUGAAGGCUUGUCAUUUUUGCAUAGCAGUGUUAAAAUGAUCCAUGCAAACCUAACGCCAGAAAAUAUAAUUUUAAACAAAAGUGGAGCAUGGAAAAUAAUGGGCUUUGAUUUCUGCAAUCCAGCAACUAACCCCUCAGAUCAAGAGGCAAAGUUUGUAUGUAAAGAAUGGGACCCUAAUUUACCGCCUCUGUGUCUGCCAAACCCAGAAUAUCUGGCUCCGGAAUACAUAUUAUCAGUGAGCUGUGACCCGGCUAGUGACAUGUACUCACUGGGAGUUAUUAUUCAUGCAGUAUAUAACAAAGGGAAAACCAUUUUUGAAGUAAACAAGCAAGAUAUUUACAAAAGCUUCAGCAGGCAAUUGGAUCAGCUGAGUCGUUUAAAUCCAAAUGUGCUUGUGAAUAUCCCAGAAGAAGUCAAAGAACAUGUAAAGCUUCUCUUAAAUGUCACUUCUACUGUAAGACCGGAUGCGGAUCAAAUGACAAAGAUACCAUUUUUUGAUGAUGUUGGAGUUGUAACUUUGCAGUACUUUGAUUCCCUCUUUCAACAAGACAAUCUCCAGAAGUCACAAUUUUUUAAAGAGUUACCAAAAGUUCUUCAAAAACUGCCUAAACGCGUGGUUGUACAGCGAAUACUACCAGCAUUAACAUCGGAAUUUGUAAACCCUGACAUGGUGCCCUUUGUUCUUCCCAAUGUUCUGCUGAUUGCAGAAGAAUGCACAAAAGAAGAGUAUACAAAGCUUAUCCUGCCAGACCUGGGGCCUGUUUUCAGGCAACAGGAACCAAUCCAGAUUCUUCUCAUUUUUCUGCAAAAAAUGGAUCUUCUUCUUACAAAGACUCCACCAGAUGAAAUCAGAAAUAGUGUCUUGCCUAUGGUCUACAGGGCUCUCGAAGCCCCUUCAAUACAAAUCCAGGAGCUGUGCCUCAACAUAAUACCAACAUUUGCCAACCUUAUAGAUUACCCAUCUAUGAAGAACUCCCUAAUACCAAGGAUUAAGAAUGCUUGUUUACAAACUUCAUCUCUUGCUGUACGUGUAAAUUCUUUGGUUUGUUUGGGAAAAAUUUUGGAAUACCUGGAUAAGUGGUUUGUAAUUGAUGAACUAUUGCCUUUUUUACAACAAAUUCCAUCACGAGAACCUGCAGUCCUCAUGGGAAUUCUAGGUAUUUACAAAUGUACGUUUACGCAUAAGAAACUUGGUAUUACCAAAGAACAGCUGGCUGGCAAAGUGCUGCCACAUCUUAUUCCUCUUAGUAUUGACAAUAACCUUAAUCUCAGCCAGUUUAAUUCAUUUAUGGCAGUGAUUAAGGAGAUGUUAAACAAAUUAGAAUCUGAACACAAAACCAAACUUGAACAAAUUCAUACUAUGCAAGAACAGCAAAAGUCACUGAAUAUAACAAGCCAGCUCAACCUUAGUACAGAACAACAGCCUGCCAAGUCUGCCAAUCAGACAAACAUUUUUAACAGCAUUGGGCAAGAUUUGCUGUCAGGUGUCAAUGACAAGAAAGAAAAUGGACAUGUACAGAAGCAGCCAGUAAAGGCAUCACUUACACUUGAAGAGAAGCAAAAACUAGCAAAAGAACAGGAGCAAGCACAAAAGUUAAAAAGCCAGCAGCCGCUUACUCCUAGCACAGUUACACCUGUGGCACCUGCAAAACAGACCAAGGACCUGACAGCGACCCUUAUGGAAAACAUGUCAUCCUUGGGUAGUCUUUCAAUUGGUAACUCGAAACCAGCCAUUGGUGGAUUUGCUCCAAUGCCUAACGUGGCUGGAAACAUUGGGUUUCCCACACCAGUUGACAAUAUGAGCGCAAAUAGAAAUAUGCAAAAUGGACUUAACUCAAAUCCAACAUUCAAUCCAUCUGCAUUCACAAUGGGAGCUGGAAAUCCAAACCAAAAUUUCUUCAGCAGUACAGGCCCUAUAGGAAUGAGCAAAGGUACUGCAAUGCCAGUGCCUUCUAACAUGCACAAUUUCAAUUCAUUGGGCAGCGCUCCUGGCAUGCUACAACAGAGCCAGAACAUCAGACCCACUGCUAACAUCUCCUCUUUAGACAAUUUGUUUGGUCCUCAAAAAUCCAAAGUGAGUAUGAACCAAAUGUCUCAACAGAAUCAAAAUCCAUGGCUCAACCAAUUUGUACCCUCACAAAGUUCUCUGGCCCCAAGUGGCCCAGCUGCACAGACUGGCAUAAACAAUCAAGUUGGCUUUGGCACUCAGUCCAACCCAUUUUUCAACCCACAGAGCUUUACUCAGCCAACAAAUGCUAUGAAAAGUAGUAGUUCGGCCAGCAAUGAUCUGAAAGACCUCUUUGGCUAGAUCUCUUUUUACGGUGUCUUUUGUAAUCAUGGAUAACUGUUUGGCAUUUACAUUUGUUUAUGAUCCACCAUUGUACAAUAUAAAUUUUCUCAAAAAUGUUCCCCUAGUUCAGAUUUUGCUGAUUAUUCUACACUUAACUGGGGUUUCUAGCAUACAGACUGCAAGGACAUAACAAUGUAAUAGUAUGGGAUUAUUAAAACAGGCAAGGAACAACUCUUUAACUAUGAUAUAAAUAUAUGAGAUAGCAGUGUAUACUAUAUACACCUAGUGACCCAAUUUUACAUGUACACAAGAAAAUUUAAGAUUUUUAAGAUUCAAAUUGUAUGUUUCUUCUUCCAAAGAAACAUUUUAAUUUUUAGAUUUUUUUUAGUUUUGUGCUCCCAUCUAAACCAUUCUUAUCUGGAGAUUUUUUUGUGGGAAGGGGCAUAGACUAAUAAUUUAAAAACAAAAUUGAUAGUUUUACUGUAUCUUCCUCAGGGCAAGAACAUUUUUACAUACCAAGAUUCAGUUUCCAAAAAAAAAAAUCAAGAGAAUAUAUAUAUAUUAUUUUUUUUUUGCAUUAACUGAACAAAUAAUCUUCACAAAAGCACUUUUGCCCAUCGUUAACAUUUAAAUGAUUGUUUGCACCAACUAGAUAUAAAAAAAAAAAAAAAAAAGAAAUACAUUCCUCAUAUCAUUGUGUGAGCUGCUGUCCCCCCUGCUGAUACAGGGGGACAGUGUGCCUGAUUAAACGGCAACCUUUCUUUCCUGCAGACUCAGAUGUCUGUGUGUGUUUGUCUUUGCACAUUGUAUUUAAAAGCGUAUUUUUACUUUAUAAAUAAAUUGUGAUGUCAUUUUAA
Molecule: messenger RNA, 3772 nt
Organism: Xenopus tropicalis (tropical clawed frog)
Lineage: Eukaryota; Metazoa; Chordata; Amphibia; Anura; Pipidae
Gene: scyl2
Product: SCY1 like pseudokinase 2
Exons: 18
Coding region: 141-2933 (930 amino acids)
Molecular function (GO): ATP binding
Source: RefSeq, a predicted model, not a curated record